Molecule: messenger RNA, 4360 nt
Organism: Haplochromis burtoni (Burton's mouthbrooder)
Lineage: Eukaryota; Metazoa; Chordata; Actinopteri; Cichliformes; Cichlidae
Product: protein PHTF2
Exons: 22
Coding region: 283-2580 (765 amino acids)
Cellular component (GO): endoplasmic reticulum
Source: RefSeq, a predicted model, not a curated record
GUAAGGGGGCCGAAGUAGUAUUUUUACAGUGAGAGACAGAAAGGGAAAGGCUAAUGCUUGAAACACUGGCGAGCAGAUACUCAGCAUCUCCUCCAGACAAUGGACAAGGCUGGCUAGCUCAAGUUCAUUAUAAACUACACUUAGAAAGCGCGCCUGAGCUCUGUGUGUGGACUCGGAGCCGCCUUCGCAGUCAAAGAGUCGUCUGGUUUCAACAGUCUCCAGUCAAGCUACACGGCCCAAACAGAGUCUAAGAUGCCCUAGGCGGUGAGGAAGGAAAUGUAAAUGGCUUCCAAAGUAAAAGAUGCUGUGGUGUGGUACCAGAAAAAGAUUGGCGCCUAUGACCAACAGAUAUGGGAGAAAUCAGUGGAGCAGAGAGAAAUAAAGUUUAUUUCUCUGGGCUUGAGGAACAAGCCAAAGAAGACGGGACACGUUAAACCAGAUCUCAUCGAUGUGGACUUGGUUAGAGGGUCUGCGUUUGCCAAGGCCAAACCUGAGAGUCCAUGGACGUCACUGACCCGGAAGGGCAUCGUUCGAGUCGUCUUCUUCCCGUUUUUUUACAGAUGGUGGAUCCAGGUCACCUCCAGGGCCAUUUUCCUCUUACUGCUGGCACUCUAUCUGCUGCAAGUCGCUGCAGCAUUCCUGUAUGUGACCAUCCCGCAGCCUCAUGGGAUACCGGCCACCGAGGUGUUUGAAGCCAUCUUGCUCAUGUUGCUGCUGGGCACCGUCCACUGUCAGAUUGUCUCCACCAGGACCCCGAAACCUGCCUCCAGCAGUGGGGGGAAGAGACGCAGGAAGUUGAGGAAGGCAUCUCAGAUGGAGGUGCAUAGGGAAGGCGACGGGUCUAGCACUACCGAUAACACACAGGAGGGGGCGCCACACUCCCACUCAGCCAGCACCACAUACAGCCUGGGCGCUUUCUUCCAAGAUUUCUGGCAUGAUAUCUGUAAAGCUGGGUCCAAGAAGUCCAAGCUUUCCAUCGAUAAAUCCACAGAAACGGACAACGGCUACGUGUCGCUGGAUGGCCGCGUGACCAAUCGCAGUAGCGAGGAGGGGCUCCAGCUCCACGAGCAGCGAUGCGAUUUGUUAAAUAGGGCUGACGAGGUGUGUUGGAACCCGCACACACAGCCUGCACACGGUCACGCUGCCCGCAACAAUGGACUGCUGCUGGCCGGUGGUAAUAAGGAGCCGGCGUCAGAUGAGGCUUCCAGUGAGGAGGACCCUGAAGCGUCCUACAGCGCCCUCCGCAGGGGAGUGGAAAGAAUGAACAGUGACUGUGCACUCCGAAAUCGCAAGAAUACGCACCACUAUAAGAAACACUACACUGUGGAGGAUGUCCCAAAGUCUGGUACCAGCUGCAGCUCCAGAUGUUCAAGUCUGAGGACUCAGGAUUCAGAGAGUACUCGACACGAGUCUGAGACCGAGGACCUGAUGUGGGAGGACUUCCUGCACUGCACUGAGUGCCGAUCGUCCUGCACGUCAGAGACAGAGGGAGAAGGAGGAGGAACGCCUGUGUGUCCGGCCAAGAAGGAGUACAGAGACGACCCUUUCCAUCAGGGUCACCUUCCCUGGCUGCACAGCUCCAACCCAGGCCUGGAAAGGGUGAGCGCCAUCGUGUGGGAGGGAAACGAGUGCAAGAAAGCAGACAUGUCUGUCCUGGAGAUCAGCGGCAUGAUCAUGAACAGAGUGAAUCUUUACACUCCUGGAAUCGGUUACCAGGUCUUUGGGAACCUAGUUUCAGUAGCGCUUGGGCUCACACCCUUUGCUUACAGACUGGCUCAGUACCGUGACUUGGAUCAGUUGACCACUCUCUCAGCCAAUGAGCUUCUGUCUGUGGCGCUGGGGUGUGGGUCUGGUUCAGAUGUCCUGGUAAUCACCAUGGUGACGCUCAGCUUCCUGGUGCGCGUUUGCCUUAUCUGGCUCUUCUUCUUCCUGCUCAGCGUAGCAGAGAGGACAUACAAACAGAGACUUCUGUUUGCCAAACUUUUUGGUCACCUGACUUCGGCCCGCAGAGCGAGGAAGUCUGAGGUCCCACAUUUUAGGCUGAAGAAAGUUCAGAACAUCAAGAUGUGGCUGUCGCUACGCUCCUACCUCAAGAGACGGGGUCCUCAGCGUUCGGUGGAUGUCAUUGUAUCGUCUGCUUUCCUGCUCACGUUGUCAGUCGUCUUCAUCUGCUGUGCUCAGUUGCUCCAUGUCCAUGAAACGUUCCUGGACUGUCACUAUAACUGGGAGCUGGUGAUCUGGUGCUCCAGUCUGACUCUGUUCCUGCUCCGCUUCGUCACUCUGGGCUCGGAGACCAGCAAGAAGUAUAGCAACACCUCCAUCCUGCUCACUGAACAGAUUAACCUGUAUCUGAAGAUGGAGAAGAAGCCAAACAAGAAGGAGGAGCUGACACUGGUCAACAAUGUUUUAAAACUGGCAACCAAACUACUCAAGGAGUUGGAUACUCCGUUCAGGUUGUACGGUUUGACGAUGAACCCUCUGCUCUACAACAUCACCCAGGUGGUCAUCCUGUCUGCUGUGUCGGGAGUCAUAUCUGACCUGUUAGGAUUUAACCUGAAGCUGUGGAAGAUCAAAUCAUGACAGUGGACUGAGAAACGGCGUCAACACUUCACUCUCACUGACUGGCUGAACGCUCGUCCGACUGGCCCGACCCACCGAGAGACCGAGCCUCAGCCUCGACAUAUCAGAGUGCUUUGACCUUCAACGUUUCCACUUUGUGCAAUUCACAGACUAUUUAUUUACCCAUUCAGUGUUUAUACCUAGGCUUUAUUUGAAUUCUAGUUUCUUUCAUGUUUUUGUGUUUUGUGACACAAAGUUCGGUUUUUACCUGUCAACAAAAGUGUUAUGAGUGUUUCCCCUAGGUUACUGCUUUGGAGGGGAGACUUCUCGCUUGUUUGUUUUUUCCUCCCCCCUGCUCUAAAGCAAAUCUCCCCUGUCGUUUUAGACGGAUCAAGACUUGUUGGGAUGCUUUUUGCAUUUACACACAUGAAGUUGGCUUCAACAGGAGUAACGUUAUCUUCACAAACAAACAAAAACACAGUAGUGUGCUUAUUUCCCCCUCCCCCACAUUUUUUUUCCUCUUGCCCCCCCCCCAGUUGUUGGUAGGGGGAACGCUGUGUGAACAUAAAUUAUUAUUAAGUGAUGGUUGAGGUUCUCAGCUCGAUCUGCAGCUUUUCAUUUUAACUCAUUUGCAGGCAAAAAUAUUUUAUUGUAUUUUUUCCCUUUUUUUUUCUUUUUUUUUUUUGCUUAAACUGAAUGUUAUUUAUAUGUUGAGUUUCAAAACAAAACAGAUUUUAAAAAAGCAAACGUUAGUCCAGUGGUUUUAUUCAAACAAACUGAGUUCGUCAAACAUUUUUUAAUUUUAUUACAAACAAAUACUGAAGGUGUAACAUGCUCUUUAAGAUAGAUAAAUGCUCCACACGGACACCUUUAGAUCAAGCUGCUAACUGGUUGGGUUAAAAACAUUGCUGGUGUCUUGCACCUGUUCACACUGAGGCCACAUGCAAAUAUCUCUUAAGGGAAGUUAACAGUUCCAUUCUCCAGGUAUUUAAAAGCAAAACAAAACUAGAGAGCAGAUGACAUUUACCAAAACCAAAAGGGAGAAAAGCGACACGGCCGCAGACGUGUGAACAGAAAGAAGACUGAACAUGUCUACAGUUAUUCUUCACUAUUAGACGGCGUGACCUGAAGCAAGACCUUUCAAUUUUUGCUCCAGUUUAAUAUUACGAGCCUCAUCAGUGGUUUCAGGAGCAUUUCCAGCAAUACGCGAGUAGAUGGUAACACUUCCCUCAGAGAGCUGACACAGCAUCUACUGUGUCCGUUAAAUUUGCAGGUAAACUGGUUUCAAACGGCUCGACGGUGUCACCCGUCGGCUUUCUUUGUUCAGAACACAUGCAAAGCCACGUGUGCUUUAUUUCCCAAAGGGCCGCAUGAGAAACACUGUCGUGGAGGGCUGCACCAAUAAGCUGAACUCAAGUCUGCUCAGUAUUUUCUCUCUUUAAGCUGCAACUGAUAAGAGUAGAUGUUACAGUUAGGCAAUAAAAAUGUGAAGUGGGGAUAGUAGAAAGGCCAACAUUUUAUUGUUGUUUGAUUUCAACAUUCCCCAAAACUGAAAAUAAGUCUAAAGUUAUACAAAGUGCUACUGCUACUUUGCUGGUAGUUUAAUUAAUGGAGCUUUUCAGUUCUUGUUUCUUGUUCAGUGAGAGAGAUCCAGUCGGUUUUGGGCCUAAACAAGUGCAUUAAAGUCAGAUUCAGUAUCUGAUAUUUAUUUUAACACUUUGCCCAGACUGAGCCACCUGGCAGCUGUGUGGUAGCUAUGUCCUCUGAAAGUAGAACAAACCAUUUUAGUUGCAACAUCAAC